Messenger RNA from Vigna angularis (adzuki bean), 729 nucleotides. RefSeq lists its product as uncharacterized. Bases 1 to 729 code for a protein of 242 amino acids. The record is from RefSeq and is a predicted model, not a curated record. NCBI's taxonomy places the organism in Eukaryota, Viridiplantae, Streptophyta, Magnoliopsida, Fabales, Fabaceae. Gene Ontology annotation, molecular function: zinc ion binding; nucleic acid binding. The transcript has a single exon.
AUGAAAGGGUGCGGGGAAUCCAUCAAUGAUAUGAUGAUCAUGGAGAGAAUUAUGAGAUCGUUACCACGAAAGUUUGACUAUAUAGUUAUUGCAAUAGAAGAGUCUAAAGAUCUUUCAAAGAUGAAGAUUGAAGAGCUUCAGAGUUCACUAGAAGCCCAUGAAAUGAGGAUGAUUGAUAGGAAUCCAGUCAACAACGAUGAACAGGCCUUCAAAGUGCACCAUUCAAGAAAUGAUGAGAAGAAAAAGUCAAAGAAGUGGAAAGGGAAACAUACAAAAGGGAGUUGGAAGGAUUAUAAGACUAAGGAUGAUCAGGAUGAUAAGUCUGUAUUAGUGGAGAAAGAUAGAAGAGUAGAGAAGAAUUAUCCAAAGAAGGAUAAAAGAAGUAUCGAAUGCUUCAACUGUCACAAGUAUGGACAUUUCUCAUAUGAGUGUUAUGCGGAGAAAGGGAAACAGAAGAAACAUCAAGGAAAAGAAGCGCGUGUUGCUCAGGAGGAUUCAGAUUCAGAACUGCUAACCUUGAUGGUGACUACUUCGGUUGAAAGCUCUAGUUCUUAUGCUGACUUAUGGUACCUAAACUCUGGGUGCUCAAACCAUAUGACGUGCCAUCAAGAAUGGCUAAUCAAUUUUGAUGCCAUGAAGAAGAGUAAAGUAAAGUUUGCAGAUGACAGUACUCUGAAGGUGGAGGGCAUGGGAUAUGUUUUCGAAGGAAGAAUAGCUCGCAUGCUAUGA